GAAAACAAUUGGGGCGAAUGUGAGGCUUGCUGUUGUUGCAAGCAGACAUCAAAAUGGCGGCCAGACCUAAACAAGCGGUUGCUAAAGGCGGGUUAUGGUCUACAAAACCCCAAAAUGUUAGCAAAGAAACUUCAAAUCUUUUGAAAGUGAUGAUGGAGGAAUCCAAACUGACUAAUUUUCAAAGACGAAAGCUACAAGAUGAUAUGAAAAGUGGAAAGUCAUUGCCAGUACAGUGUCUUCCAACUUCAAGUACAUCAGCAGGUGCAAAGGGAAAACCAAAGGAGCCCAAAUGCAAAAAGACAGGUUCUAGGCAGUUUUGUUAUUCAGGAAAAAGAAGAAAGGAAAUUAUCGAUAUUUUAAAAGAACGAAAUAAGGAUGAUUACAGACCAGUUGGAGGAAAAAUCAUAACGGAAAAAGAUAAAGAAAAGCUACAAAAUAUCAUGGCUUAUGGCAAGGACAGUCCCCAACACGAAAAGAGUAAGCGCCCGGUAGCCGUCGAAGAUGAGCCGGAAAUUGACAGAUUUGAAGAGGUAAUGGCUGAAAUAGAAGACAGAAGGAAAUUUUUGGAUGAAAUGGAGGCACUUGGGCAGGGAAAAAAGUACCGAACAAUAAUAGCAACAGAAAUAUCACAGAAAAUACGGGAACUUGAAAUCAUCGACAAAGAACGAAGUGAAGAAUUAGAAUCAAACUCCGUUUCUUGAGAGGGACGUUCAUUCGAUUGCAGCGGAAUUUUUAAUCCUCGAAGAAUUAAGUGGGACAUUCUUGAUAGAUAACUGAAAUGUAAUUUUGGGACGAUUUCUGUUUCUCUUCUGAUUGUAAAAAGUGGUGUAUCCUUCUUUUCUCAUACUUAGUGUUUGCAGUGUUUAGUCAUAGUAGCUCGCAUGACAUUAUUUUUUGUGUGAUUCAGAUGUAUGUAGGUAUUUCACAGGUUGCUGUAGGUAUUUGCGAAGGAUAAACCUUCAGGAUAGUCCAUAGUUAGAAUCCUUUAAGCAAUAUUGUCUGCACAAAAUGCUCGUGACUCCCGACCAGUUAAGUAGAACGCCCAAUGUCAGUGUUUUAUAGACAAGCUUCCCAUCAAUAAAAAACCUCACUAGAUAAAAUGAGCCCAGGAUUUUGAUUUUCUGUCAUCCUUUAUUACAAUACUAAUAUCAUAGAGAAGAGAGAGAAAGAGGUCUGGUGGCCCAGUAAAAAAUGCAUUGACUUAGCACAGGCGACAAGCAUGCAAUUGCCUGUAACACAUCUGGCCAACCCUGGAAAACCCUGGUAUCAGUAAAACAACUAAACAAUUAAUCUGAAAAGAACUGAAGACAUAGUUAGAAACAAUGUGGCACUGCCGAUUCAUUUCUUAUCACCAAAUACCUGACAAUUUGAUGAUGAUUUGCAUGUGAACCGUUAAUAACGGCUUAGUGAACCGUAAAUUUUGAAAAAUUUAUGCAAAGAUUUAAGCAAACCAUCUGAUUACAAAAUUCACCCUUGCUAACGGCACUGGGAACGUCCGAAUCAAAGACAGCGUACACUCAAAUAGCUCUUCCUUAUUUGUUCAAAAUGUUUGUCAAAAAUGGAUUUAUGAAAAGAUUUCUUUAAAGCGAGAGGUUAGGUUUAGAAACGAAAAAGGAGACUCUCGCCCAAAUCGGGAGAAUUGGAACCUUUGUGCCUAGAGCGCUGAGAAAUAGCCGAAACCCCAUUAUCAUAUGAAGGCUUUAUUUGAUCUACAUUAAGGCUGCAUUUACACGAUACCGGAUUGCUUUUCAUAUCGGAUUGGUCUCAGCUAUCCGAUAUGAAAAGCAUACCGUUUAGACUGCGUUUACACGAUACCGGAUUGAUCUUCAUACCGUUUUCAUCCUGUUUACACGACAACGCUCCGCUAUUCACUGUGCAGGAUACUUCUUUUAAUUUGAUUUCGUUAGUCUACUGAGGAGAGGAAGGUCUCGGGAAAAAGUAUCACUUUAGUAAAUAAUAUGUAGGAAAUUGUGAGCGCUCCUUCCUAUCUACCUCUCUCUCUCUUUCUCUCAUUCUUUUGUAUAUAGUGGUUGUUGUUGCGAUUGCACUUAGUUGAAUAGAAGAAUUCUUGCUUACGAACUCGAAAGGAACGACGUGAACUAUAUCUCUCAAAGAACUCUCGAUAGAUGCGAACGCCAAUCACGAGGAAAGAGGAUCGAUAAAACGAUUCACAUAAAGAACAAUAUUUAGAAUAGUACCAAAUCAAGACCUUAUUGGAUAGAGGUGACUUCGUUAAAAUUCUUAAGUUAUUUCUUUUCUCUGGACGUUAAUUCUUCUCUCUGAUUAAUAAUUCGUGGUUGUUCAUGUCAUUAUAUUCGCUGAUGUUUAUACUUUAUCUUGCAUUUUAAUUCGAAUAAGAAAUUAUACAGU
This is a messenger RNA of Rhopilema esculentum, 2370 nucleotides long. RefSeq names its product UPF0193 protein EVG1 homolog. The record is from RefSeq and is a predicted model, not a curated record. Lineage: Eukaryota; Metazoa; Cnidaria; Scyphozoa; Rhizostomeae; Rhizostomatidae.